This is a messenger RNA of Pseudopipra pipra, 5600 nucleotides long. It is a transcript of the gene RPGR, whose product is annotated as retinitis pigmentosa GTPase regulator. NCBI's taxonomy places the organism in Eukaryota, Metazoa, Chordata, Aves, Passeriformes, Pipridae. The record is from RefSeq and is a predicted model, not a curated record.
CGCCCGGCCCGGCCUCCUCGGGCCGCCAUGGCCGCGCCCGCCGCGGGGGACGAGCUGCCCGUGCCCGAAUCAGGUGCUGUUUUCACAUUUGGGAGAAGCAAAUUUGCAGAAGAUGUUCCUAGCAAGUUCUGGUUCAAAAAUGACAAGCCUGUACUUAUAUCAUGUGGAGAUGAGCAUACCGCUAUUAUUACAGGGAAAGGUAAACUAUACAUGUUCGGCAGUAACGACUGGGGCCAGUUAGGACUGGGAUCAAAGAGCACUGUCAGCAAACCAACAUGUGUUAAAGCUUUAAAACCAGAAAAACCAAAACUUGCUGUUUGUGGAAGAAAUCACACUUUAGUUUACACAGAAAAAGGAAAUGUGUAUGCUGCUGGAGGUAACAGUGAAGGUCAGCUGGGAUUAGGUGACACAGAAGAAAGGACCACAUUUCAUUUAGUAAGUUUUUUCACCAGCCAGCACAAGAUCAAGCAGCUAGCAGCUGGAUCAUACACCUCAGCAGCAGUAACUGAGGAUGGGCAGCUUUUUGUGUGGGGUGAUAAUUCAGAAGGUCAGAUUGGCUUGGCCAAUGAAUCCUGUGUCAGUGUCCCUUGUCGAGUGGAUGUUGGAAAACCUGUUUCCUCUGUAUCCUGUGGAUAUUAUCACUCUGCCUUGAUAACAGGAGAUGGUGAGCUCUAUACUUUUGGAGAACCUGCAAAUGGUAAACUGGGAUUAUUGCCUGAACAGCUGAAGAACAAUAGAGUCCCACAGCCUGUACUGGGAAUUAUGGAAAAAGUUAAUAAGGUUGCUUGUGGUGGAGAGCACACAGUGGUGCUGACAGAGACAGAUGUCUAUACUUUUGGACUUGGACAAUAUGGGCAGCUGGGCCAUGGUACUUUUGUUUUUGAAUCUUCAGUGCCGAAGUCUGUGAAACACUUGAAGAAGCAUAAAAUACGUAACGUUGCAUGUGGGGAAAAUCACACUGCUGUAAUAGCAGAGAAUGGCCUCAUGUUCACUUUUGGAGAUGGACGACAUGGCAAGCUGGGCUUUGGAGAAGAGAGUUUUACAAACCUGUUUGAUCCCACUCUGUGUUAUAAUUUCUUGAAGUUCACAGUGCUAUUGGUUGCUUGUGGUGGUUGUCACAUGCUGGUUUUUGCUGCUCCAAGACCGAAAGGAUCAGAAGAAAUACCCUUAGAAGAUUUGUAUGAGAAUCCUUUGACUGCUACUAUCCCUAAAAUGAGCGGGGACUUUGUACUGGCAGACACCUUACAACUGUCAGCAGCACGAAUGCGACGUCGGGAGAGGGAAAGGUCACCAGAACAGUUUAUUCGAAUGGCACGAACUCUGCCUCCACUGGGAGAAAGCUUCUUAAAAUCUUCAUUGCCUGUGACAAGCAACACUACCCCAUUCAGUUUUUCUGCAACAAGUCUUCCUAAAGCUGAAUCUGUGGCAGAUGGAGACAGUGAAAAAGAAAAUGAUCAUCAAAAGGAUAAACCUGGUGAAGCCUCUGCAGAAGAAGAUUCAGAUGAUGACAGUGCUGAGAGAAACCUUGGAGAUACAACUGACAUCCUAAAUAUGACACAUGCAAUGAAAUUGAAUCCCAGUGACUGGUCCAUAGAAUUAUCACCACUCCAGAAACAGAAGAAAGAGCAUAGCAGUGAGUGCCUCAGAAGAUUUUUCCAGAGGAGGUGGAGGAAGAAGAACAAUAAAAAUGUGAAACUGAAAAGAGAUGGUAAGGGUGGGCUGAAAAAUAAGGAUUCUGAUUCCACAAAGGAGGUCUCAGAAUUAGACUCUGGCUCUUUACAAAAACAGUCCUCACUUUCUGAGUCACCAGGACAAGAUUUAGAAAAGAGUAGUGCCUUUGUAGGGAAGUCUGUGGCCAAAAAAAAAACAACAAAAGCUAAACCUGAGCAUACACAAAGUGUUAGUACUUUGAAGAGGGGUGUUCAACAAAUGACUAGGGACAAAAGCAGAUUAGUGAAAAGGCAAGAAGAAUAUAUGGAAAAUCCUGAAUUUUUCAGAGAGGAUGUAACUUAUAAUCUUCCAACUGAAAAUCAAAUUCUGUCUGAAAAACCAAAUUCUUCCAAUAAAAAAUCAAAAGCCGUUAAAUCUAAGCAAUCACUUAAAAUAGAGGUACUUCCUUCUGCAUCCAGGGAUCACCCCCAGACUGAUGAUUCCUUAGUUGUAGAAAAAUACAAUCUCGUUCAAAAGCAAGAAAGUCGAGAAGCAAUAAAAAGUCAAAACAAAAUAAAGGAUGUUGCUGAAAAAUCUGAGAAGUGUGAAAGAACACACGUCAAAGGAGAAGAAAGCAGUACAGAGAAGACAGAGAAGAUAGGGUUUAAAAUAUCUGUAACUAUGUCAUCGUCUUCAACUGAGGAAAGUAGUUAUGAUCUUGAAAAGUAUGUGCUUAAGCGUAGGAAAAAAGAAGAGGACUACAAUGAAGGCAGAGACAUCCAGAGGGCAAGGAGAACAGUAGAAAACGUGGAAGAUUUGGACUUAGAAAAAGAAGACAGUGAGAUUGAGGAGAUGCAAAUUAGAAACAAUGAGAAAGAAUGUGUAGAAGAGACUGAUUUAAAAAGCCAGAAUGAGGAAGAAACAAACUCUGAUGCUAAAUCUGAUGAAGAUGGGCAAUUAGAAAUUAAGAAUGGGGAGGAUUCUGAUCAAGAGCAGGAGGGUGAAGGUAGUGAAAAGGGUGAAAGUGAAAAAGAAAAAUUAGAUGAAACAAUUGACAGUGAAGGUAAAUUAGGGGAGGAAGAAGAAGACAGUGAGUAUGAGAAAGGUAGAGAUGAAGUUUCAGUAGAAAAAGAUAAAGAUGAGGAGGAAAAAGAUAAUGAGGAAGAACAUGAAGGAGAGGAGUCACAGGCUGAGAGAGACAGUAAGAAUGAGGGUGCAGAGGAGAUUGAAGAGGUUAAUCAGGAAGAUGGAAAAGAUCAGGGAGAUGAGCAAGGCAGGUUGAUGAAGGAAGAAGAAAUGCUGAGUGAGGGAGAAAAGGAGGAUAUGGAGAAGUAUGCAAAAGAGGAAGGCACUGAAGAAGAAAAGGAGGAACAGGUUAAAAGUGAGGGAAGAAAUGAGAGCGAGGAAGGAGGUGAACAUAGAGAGGGGGAGGAAGAAAAAGAGACAGAGGCAGAAGAGGAAGGAGAAGAUGAGAAGGAAGAUGAAGAAGAAAAUGAAGAAAGGGAGAAAGAAAAAGACGAAGGUGAAGAGAAGGAAUUAAGAGAACCAUUGGCAGGGAAGGAAGAAGAUGUAUCUGAAGAAGAACAGGAAGAAGAAGAAGAUAUGAGGACUAAGAAGGUGGAGGAGGAUGGAGUGGAGGAAGAAGGAGAAGAAGGGGAGGAUGAAGCUGAAGAGGAAAGAAAAGAUGAGGAGAAAAAAGAAGGAACAGGGCUAGAAGCAGAAGGGGAGGAGGGUGGAGAAGAUGAAAAGGAAGAAGAGGGGGGAAAUGAAGAAGAGGAAGAAGGGAUAGAAGAAGAUGAGGGAGUGGGGGAGGAAAAAGAAGAGGGAGUUGGAGAAGAUGAGGGAGAAGAGGCAGUGGAAGAAGAAGAGGGAGAUGAGGAAGAAGAGGGAGAAGAGGCAGUGGAAGAAGAGGGAGAUGAGGAAGAAGAGGGAGAAGAGGCAGAGGAAGAAGAGGGAGAAGAGGCAGUGGAAGAAGAGGGAGAUGAGGAAGAAGAGGGAGAAGGGGCAGUGGAAGAAGAAGAGGGAGAUGAGGAAGAAGAGGAAGAUGAGGAAGAAGGAGUGGAAGAAGAAGAAGAGGAAGAGGAGGGAGAAGAGGGAGUGCAGGAAGAAGAAGAAGAGGAAGAAGAAGAAGAAGAAGAAGAGGAAGGGGAAGGAGAAGGGGAAGAGGGAGAAGAAGAAGGGGAAGAGGGAGAGGGAGAAGAAGAAGAAGAGGAGGAAAGGGAUGUAGGAGAGGAGGAAGAGGAUGAGGGAGAGGAGGAAGAAGAAGAGGAAGAGGAAAAAGCAAAACAUAAAAGAAAAAAUUAUCAUAAUAAGCUUCCACAAAAGAAAAGCAAAUCCAGGAAGUCAGAAAAGACAGAAAGUACUGCUUUACCAAACAGCUCUAAACAAACCAUGAAGUCCAAACAGCGUGUAGCAAAUGGUUUACAUAAUUCAGAACAAUUUUGGAACAAUGUGCUACCUCAUUAUUUAACACUAAAGUAGAAUAGACUACUGGACAUGCAUUUUAAACCUCUUCAGGAAACUUCGGAACGAUGGCAGGUUGAUUUUUAUUACUUAAAAAAAAUUCUAAUGUAGUCAAAAUACAUUAUCAUGCAUUUAAGUGCCAAUUUCUCCAAAAAGACUGAAGAAAAUGUUUAGAUUUGGGAAGCUUUUAUAAGAGAAAUCAUAAGUUGUUGAUAUAGUCAUUUUUACAAUCACAUUUAUCAUGUAUGACACAGAUUUAAAAAAUAAUUGCUGAGGAGGUAAACUGUGUUUGCCUCUUAAUUAAAUUGUAAUGUUGUGUUGCCAACAUGAAUUAUACAUUGCAACAGUGUAAUCUUCUUUGCCUUUGAAUCAGCAAUACAUGAAUAUUAGUUGCAGGACAGCUUACUUGUUACUGUGCCUUAUAUGAAAGGCGUGUCGGUAAAUUAGCAAAUAUACAUAUUUUUAAAUUUUGCUGUCAGUCCAUAUUCAUUCCCCCUACUUUUCUUCUGUUCAUACAUUGGUAAAAUGUUUGAGUACUCAGCAUCAAUUAAAGAAAAGAUAAGUUGCCAAAUUUUGGGUCAGUUGAUGAGAGGUAAAUGGAAAUACAGGCCUGGGUAAGUGAUGGCCUGGCAUUUUUCAAAGGCCUUAAGGUCGACUUUUUGUUUUGGUGUUUGGCACACAAUUAUGUGCAAAUGCACAAGUCUCAGAAUCUGUCCUAGCUUAAGUUAGAGUCAGAAUGUGUCUGUUCAGGGAUAAUUUUUAGCUUUCACCCUUGGUGAAAAGAAUUUGAAAAUACACUUGUAAACUUUUUUUACUUGUUUAUACUGUGCAGUACACAGAAGAUUAUAUAUCUGCCUACAAAACACUGCAUUAUAUUAGUCAUCUAACUCUAAGGUUCUCAGGAAGGGGAAUAUAUUCUGUUGCUGUGUGAAGCAUAUAUAUGUUUUCGGUAUCUGAGCCAAAGCUUCUCCUCAUUGGAGGAGAUCUGUGCUUUUCCCUUCUAAAAAAUCACAUCUGUGAUCUCUCAAAAGAGGUAGAGCUAGAAGCCAGAUGGAAUAGUAAAGAAAGUGGCAAGAAAGUCUGAAUUCUUUUGGGAAAAGACAAGGUUAAUACUUCUGGAGUUUCCUUAAAAUACACAAACAAGUCUUGCAAGUUAUUUUUGUAAGAUAUUGCAUUACUGUUUCAACUACUGGGGGCUGAACUGGCAAAUGAAGAGAUAGGGACUUGUCAUAUAGCACUGUUACUUAAAUUCUAUGCUAAUGGGUGGUCUGGGACAUUUUUUUAAACAGAACUCAGUAUUGACAUUCAUUUUCCAGCAAGAUAGUUACUUAAAUCCUAUUUGAAAAUGAGAACAGGAGAAGAAAGGAAUCAAAAUGAGUAAAUGUCAUUCAAUAAAAAUGUUAAUGGAAUCAAUACUUACGUUGGGAUUAUGAAACAUUUUUAAUACUGUUUUGUAAGAUACUGGCAUUAAACUAUCUUUGAUACAA